Messenger RNA from Chinchilla lanigera (long-tailed chinchilla), 2435 nucleotides. RefSeq names its product Bardet-Biedl syndrome 4 (gene Bbs4). The coding region runs from base 48 to 2435 and encodes 795 amino acids. The record is from RefSeq and is a predicted model, not a curated record. The transcript has 19 exons. Gene Ontology annotation, molecular function: protein binding. Gene Ontology annotation, cellular component: ciliary basal body. Gene Ontology annotation, biological process: cilium assembly; protein localization to cilium. Lineage: Eukaryota; Metazoa; Chordata; Mammalia; Rodentia; Chinchillidae.
UCCUGGGCAACGCUUACUUCCGGUUGCGCGUGGUGGGCGGAGUCAAGAUGGCGACAAGAACUCAGUUUCCUGCCGCUGCUGAAUCUCAGAAACCCAGCAAGAAAAAAGCUCCAGAGUGUCCCAUCUUGGAGAAGCUGAACUGGCUGAUCCAUCUGCACUACAUCCGGAAGGACUACGAGGCAUGCAAGGCCGUUAUCAAAGAGCAGCUGCGGGAAACGCAGGGGCUGUGUGAAUACGCUAUCUAUGUCCAAGCACUGAUCCUGCGUCUGGAAGGGAAUAUCCAAGAAUCCCUGGAGCUCUUUCAGACGUGUGCUAUUCUCAGCCCCCAGAGUGUGGACAACCUCAAGCAGGUCGCGCGGUCGUUAUUUCUUCUGGGAAAACAUAAGGCCGCCAUCGAAGUGUACAAUGAAGCGGCUAGACUUAACCGGAAAGACUGGGAGAUCUGCCACAACCUAGGAGUGUGCUACAUGUAUCUGAAGCAGUUCCACAAGGCACAGGACCAGCUGCACAGCGCCCUCCAGCUGAACAGGCAGGACCUGACCUACAUCAUGCUGGGGAAGAUUCACCUGCUAGAGGGCGACGUGGACAAGGCCAUCGAAAUCUACAAGAAAGCCGUGGAGUUCUCGCCGGAAAACACGGAGCUCCACACAACACUGGGGCUGCUCUACUUACAGCUUGGUGUUUACCAAAAGGCAUUCGAACAUCUUGGAAAUGCACUGACGUACGACCCCACCAACUACAAGGCCAUCCUGGCGGCAGGCAGCAUGAUGCAGACCCAUGGGGACUUCGAUGUUGCCCUCACCAAGUACAGAGUUGUAGCCUGUGCUGUCCCAGAAAGUCCGCCUCUCUGGAAUAACAUCGGAAUGUGUUUCUUCGGCAAGAAGAAAUACGUGGCGGCUAUCAGCUGCCUGAAGCGAGCCAACUACCUGGCCCCCUUCGACUGGAAGAUCCUGUACAACCUGGGCCUCGUCCACCUGACCAUGCAGCAGUACGCGUCCGCCUUCCACUUCCUCAGCGCGGCCGUCAACUUCCAGCCCAAGAUGGGGGAGCUCUACAUGCUUCUGGCUGUGGCCCUGACCAACCUGGAAGAUACGGAGAAUGCCAAGAAAGCCUACGCGGAGGCGGCCCGCCUGGACAAGUGUAACCCUUUGGUAAACCUGAAUUAUGCUGUGCUGCUGUACAACCAGGGCGAGAAGAGGGCUGCCCUGGCCCAGUACCAGGAGAUGGAGAAGAAAGUCACCUUUCUCAGGGACAGCAGCUCUCUGGAGUUUGACUCUGAGAUGGUGGAGAUGGCCCAGAAGCUGGGAGCUGCUCUCCAGGUUGCCGAGGCUCUGGUCUGGACUAAACCCGUGAAAGAUCCCAAAGCAAAGCACCGGACCACCUCCGCCAGCAAACCUGCCGGUCUGCAGCAGCCUCUGGGCUCCAACCAAGCUCUGGGACAGGCGAUGUCUUCGGCAGCUUCUUACAGGAAGCUCCCUGCAGGUGGAGGAACGACCCAGCUCACAAAGCCACCGUCUCUUCCCUUGGAGCCAGAGCCCACCGAGGAAGCAAGUCCAGCUGAAGCAUCAGAACAAAUAAGAGAGCCAGUGGCGGCACACCCCUGUAAUCCCAGUACUCGGGAGGCUGAGGCAGGAGAAUCACCACUAGUUCCAGGCCAGCCUGGACUACAAAACUGUGACCGCUGUCUCCCCUUACCUGUUUCCAAGCCUGUUCGGGACUGGAGGAGGAGCGGCAGGGGCAGGCUCCUGCUUGGUAGCACCACGGCCUGGGCAGCACCCGACGUGUGCCGGCAGCCAGGUCGCCUGCGCUACUGGCUUCCACUGCGCUGUGGCACCACGGAGGGAGACCGAGUGCGUGCAGUUCUUCACGACAGGGUCCAGUCUGACACCCAAGAGGCAGCCCCUCGAGAAGUCCCUCGGUCCCCAGAUCUAGACCCACAGCAGCUGGCAGACGUGAUGCCCCUGCCAUCCAGCAGGUGUGUCAGUCGGACUUUCAGCCUUAGCAGCUUGCUUCUGCAUCAGCACGGAGAUUCCUAUCGGUCCCAGCGGUUUCUGGGUAGAAAUGCACAAGCUGAUUUUAGAGUUCUGUGGGAAGACAAAGAGCGAGCACAUCUAAGGCAACAGAAUCGGGAGAGGAACACUUCUUUACCUCAAGGCUUACUGCAGCAGUCGUCGUGGGCACUGGCAAAGAAUCAGGCUUCUGCUGCAGAAAGCACAGCCAUCCUGGGCGGGGAGGCCCGGCAGCCCGGCCUCGGCAGCCUCCAAUCCAAGGAGCCCAGGCAGGAAGGCCCCGUCCCCGGCUCACGGCGGCACCCAGGCUUCCGGACACCUGCACCGCGACUGGCUCAGAGGCUCCCCGGAGAUCCCAUUUCUGCUGCAACCGUAAAGCACGGGAGGGACCUUUCUACCUGUACUUGUGGCCCUGACUGUGUCUGA